This is a messenger RNA of Amphimedon queenslandica, 830 nucleotides long. RefSeq names its product RNA-binding protein 38-like. The record is from RefSeq and is a predicted model, not a curated record. Gene Ontology annotation, cellular component: nucleus. Lineage: Eukaryota; Metazoa; Porifera; Demospongiae; Haplosclerida; Niphatidae. The coding region runs from base 140 to 784 and encodes 214 amino acids. The transcript is spliced from 4 exons. Gene Ontology annotation, molecular function: mRNA 3'-UTR binding.
GGUCUUCGCUGUGUGCUGUAGAGCAACUUUGUGUGUUUUGUGUGUGGACUUUUCCUCCCCGAGUGUGUGUGUGUAUUUGUGUGUGUCUACAGUUUAGAGUAGCUUUUAAAGAAAUCUCCCCCAUAGCUGUGACAGGAAAAUGGCUGCCGACGGUCCAAUAUUACUGCAGAAAGACAACACCUUUACAAAGCUGUUUGUUGGUGGCCUGCCAUACCACACCACAAACGAGACCUUGUACGACUUCUUUGCUCAGUUUGGUGACAUUGAAGAAGCUGUAGUCAUUCACGACAGGGUCACAUCUAAAUCCAAAGGAUAUGGAUUUGUGACAAUGAAACAUAAAGAAGAUGCAGAGAAAGCUUGUGCCAAUCCUAAUCCAGUCAUAGAUGGAAGGAAAGCAAAUGUCAACUUGGCAUAUCUCGGAGCAAAGAAUAAGCAGCAGACACCAACUAGUCCUCUAACUGGUUAUACAUUAGGGAGAAGUGAAUCACCAAAUGGUCUAUUCACAUUCCAGACACAGUCGCCAACACACAAUAUGGUUCCUCCAUAUUUCCUCCCUUCUCCUCCUCCUCACUUCUUCCCAGCUGCCGAUGGUCAGCCUGCCUUCAGUCCGCCCCCACACUUAAUUAAUCCGAUGUUCCUCCCACAGUUUUUUAACGGAAGUCCUCCUCCAUUUGGUGGUUACAUGUCGCCUCACAUUCCUCAUAGUACGGCCCAGAAACACAAUAAUCACGGACAACAACAACAACCACAACAACAAUACGUCUCUUUUAACAUUGCAAACUAAAAAUAACAUUAACAUCUUAUACUAGACUAUAUCACAUUAUUAUUAU